Messenger RNA from Dermatophagoides farinae (American house dust mite), 2511 nucleotides. RefSeq names its product transcription factor AP-2 (gene TfAP-2). The record is from RefSeq and is a predicted model, not a curated record. Gene Ontology annotation, biological process: anatomical structure development; regulation of cell population proliferation; regulation of transcription by RNA polymerase II. Gene Ontology annotation, cellular component: nucleus. Lineage: Eukaryota; Metazoa; Arthropoda; Arachnida; Sarcoptiformes; Pyroglyphidae. Gene Ontology annotation, molecular function: RNA polymerase II transcription regulatory region sequence-specific DNA binding; DNA-binding transcription factor activity, RNA polymerase II-specific.
AUUAAAAUUUUAAAUAAUUCAAAAAAAUGUGAACAUAUCCAUCCUUUGUUUUCUCCAUGUUGUUAUCGAUGUUGUUGUUUUGAGACAGAAAAACAACAACAACAACAACAACAAAAUCUGGUCAUUUUUUUUCCUGGCAUGCCUCUUGAAAACUAUUGAUUCAACCACAACAACAAUUGAGCAACAACAACAACAACAACAAUUGGGGAAAAAAAUGUCAUUUCUAGCACUUGAUUCGUCUUGUUCCUGGCAGGAUCGUCGUGAUCUUGUAUCCGGUGGUGGUAGUGGUGGUGGUGGUCACAGUAUUACUGGUGGUGGUAAUAAUAGCGGCAUUGGCCUAGGUGCCACUAGUCUUGUUGGACCAAAUUUAGCAAGUAUAACCGGAGGUUCACCAUUUGGUGCCGGCACAACAACCGGUAGUGGUAACACUCGGUUAACACCACAUACACCAACAUCAGCGACAGCAGAUUUUCAACCACCGUAUUUUCCACCACCAUAUAAUAUACAACAACAACAUACAAUCGAUUUUCAUCAUGCACAUGCAGCUGCUGCAAUGGCUGUUGCAACAUCAGCAACCGAUCCAUAUGGUCAUUUAAGUAGUUUAUCUGGUCCACAUCAACAACAACAACAACAAUAUCAUACACAUCAUCAACAUCAGCAACAACAACAACAACAACAUACGAAUUUAACACAAUUUCAUCAUAAUAAUAAUCAUAAUAAUACAAGACAAUCAGCACAUCAAUUAUUACAACAAACAACUAGUCGAAAUCAACAAAGAAAUAAUAACGGUGGUGGUGGUGGUGGCAGUAAUAGUGUUAAUGUUGUUGACAAUGACAAUGUUGAUAUUCAUUUACAUUCACCGAAUCAUCAUUUAUCCAAUCAUUUACAACAACAUCAACAACAUUAUACAGCAACCGAUUUACAGAUGGCCAUUAAUAAUCGUAGAUCAACAGCGGCGUCAUCGAUAACAGCGGCAACUACAACAUCAUCGACAUCGUCAUCAUCAUCAUCGGUUGAUAAUGAAACAUCAUCAACAUCGGCUGCGGCAGCAGCAUCAUUGUAUGUAUCAUCCACUAAUUUACGAAGACCGGAUGUAUUAAUGCAUGGUGCAGCUGCUGCUGCUGCGGCCGCAGCAGCGGCCGCUGCCGCUGCAUCAUCUAAUUCACAUCAUCAUCAUCAUCAUAAUCUACAUCAUCAUCAUCAUCAUCCGCAUCAUAAUCAUCAUUCACAUCAUCCACAUCAUCAUCAUCAUCAUUUAAUUGAUCAAGAUUUGCUCAAUCUACAUACAUCUACAUUACCAUUGGAUCAUGAUCAAACACAGGGCGCAAACCUGGAUGAUACAUCGAACAUAUUUUCAUCACCUGAACAUCCUAAUAAUAGUGUUAUUAGAAAAAAUAUUGUCAAUGGUAAUGGAAUAAAACAACGUAAUAAUAAUAAUGAUAUGCAUAAAGAUAUGAUCAUUACUGGUGUAACAUCACCAGCAGAUGUAUUCUGUUCAGUACCUGGCCGAUUAUCAUUAUUAAGUUCAACAUCAAAAUAUAAAGUAACAGUCGGUGAAGUACAUCGUCGUCUUUCGCCACCUGAAUGUUUAAAUGCAUCAUUAUUGGGCGGUGUAUUACGGAGAGCAAAAUCGAAAAAUGGUGGAAAAUCAUUACGUGAAAAAUUGGAAAAAAUUGGUCUAAAUUUACCGGCAGGUCGUAGGAAAGCGGCAAAUGUUACACUAUUGACAUCAUUGGUUGAAGGAGAAGCAUUACAUUUAGCAAGAGAUUUUGCAUAUGUAUGCGAUACAGAAUUUCCGGCCAAACAAAUGGCUGAAUAUCUAUGUCGAAAUAAUUCUGAACCAGCAGAUAUUUAUAGACGUAAAGAAUUAGUAUUAUCAACCAAGCAAUUAUUAAAAGAAUUUAUGGAUCUACUAAAUCAGGAUCGUUCACCAUUAUGUAAUGGUCGACCACAGCCAAUACUUGAUUCAAAUAUACAGCGAAAUUUAACACAUUUUUCAUUAAUAACACAUGGUUUUGGUAGUCCAGCUAUUGUUGCUGCAUUAACAUCUGUACAGAAUUUUCUUACAGAAUCACUAAAAUACCUCGAAAAACAAUUGAAUACGUAUUCAAAUCAAGGUGUUGGUGGUGUCGGUGGUAUUGGUGGUGGUUUGAAUAUCGGCCACCAUCAUUUAUCAUCAUCAACAACAAAUUUAUCAGCGGAUGCCGCUGCUGCUGCAGCAGCGGCAGCAGCCGCUUCUGUAGCAGCUAAUCUAAUUGAAACAAAAAAAGAGAUUGACAUAGUCACAAAACAAAAAUGAAAAUAACAAACAAUCUUCAAGUAUCUUUGCUCUCUUUCUCUCUCCAUAAUAUAAUAUCUUUAUCUUUUAAUCGAAAAAAAACAUUUACACACACACACACAACCUUUGAACUUUUCACUCAUUAUUUAACACCUUGAAUAUCAUACACACACAGACACACAUUUUUAAUUGUAAAAUUUUCGACCACAUUCAUUCAUUCAUUCAUUGUCAUC